AUGGGAUUCUUCUACGAAGGAUACUACGACUGGAUCCUGGCUGGUCGCUACGGCCAUGAGAUCCGACGAAUGCACGAAGAAUACGGCCCGAUAGUGAGGAUCAAUCCCGAAGAGCUGCACUGCGACGACCCCAGGUUCGUCGACGAGAUCUACGCCAUGGGCAACAGGAAGCGCGACAAGUGGCAGCACUUCCUGAACACAGGCGCCACGGGCCCCAUCCUCCUCGGCGGAUUCUCAACCGUGUCGCACGAGCUGCACCGGACACGGAGGCUGCCUAUGAAUAAGUUCUUCUCCCGCGGCCAGAUGCUGAAGCUCGAAGGCGAGGUCCACGACUUCACGCAGCGAACAUGCGACAAGCUGCUCCGCACACGGGGCGUGUUCGAUAUCAAGGAGGCUUUCAACUGCUACACGGCUGAUAUCAUCUCGCAAUAUUCGUUUGGCGAGCCGAUGGGCUUCGUAGACCAGGACGGAUGGCUGCCGAACUUUGGCAGCUGGGCAAAGAGCUUUUUCAACAGCGCUUACAUGAUGCGCCACUUGGCGCCUGCGAGGGCUGCGGUUGCUGUUGCGCCGUAUUUUGCGAAUUACAUGGGUGAGGAUAUGAAGAACCUGAUGUACCAGUUGCAGGUGGUCAUACCUGGGCACAUUCAGAAGGCCAUCGACAACAAGGAGAAUGGGAGGAUUUUCGCCGACCUGAUGGCCAACGACCAAUUACCAGAGCAAGAGAAGUCUAUAGAUCGCCUCUCUGGAGAAGGAUUCAAUCUCUUGCUUGCUGGUACAGAGACAACUGCUGCAUCCCUCGCUUGCAUAACCUACUACCUCCUCUCCCAACCUGAAACCCUGGCCCGCCUGCAAGACUCCCUAAAAGGCGCUGACCCGCUAAACCUCAAGUGGACAGACCUCGAACAGCGGCCAUACCUCUGGGCCGUGAUCCACGAGACCCUCCGCCUGAUGCCCGGAAUCGCACACCGAUCCUCCCGGAUCGCGCGCGACGAGGACUUGGUCUACAAGAGUGAGGACGGCAAGACCGUCUGGGUUAUACCGCGCGGCACACCCUUAAGCAUGACCUCCAUCAUCCAGCACACGAAUGAGAGCUUGUUCCCGGACCCCAAGGAGUUCAUCCCGGAGCGGUUCCUGCUAGAGGACGGGCGGCAGAAUUAUGCGCUUGAAAAGCAUCUCAUCUCGUUUGGAAAGGGGAGUCGGGCUUGUCUUGGCAAGGACCUGGCAUAUUGCGAGCUCUACCUCCUCACGGCCGCUUUGGUCCUGCGAGUCCUGCCACGGGCGCGGUUGGUGGACACGACCAUCGAGGACAUCGAGUACGACCACGACGCGAUCGUGCCUCAGCCAAAGAAUGGCUCGGUCAAGGUUCAGGUCGAGAUCUAUUAG
Messenger RNA from Diaporthe batatas, 1383 nucleotides. RefSeq lists its product as uncharacterized. Gene Ontology annotation, molecular function: monooxygenase activity; oxidoreductase activity, acting on paired donors, with incorporation or reduction of molecular oxygen; iron ion binding. The record is from RefSeq and is a predicted model, not a curated record. Lineage: Eukaryota; Fungi; Ascomycota; Sordariomycetes; Diaporthales; Diaporthaceae. The coding region runs from base 1 to 1383 and encodes 460 amino acids. The transcript is spliced from 4 exons.